AUGAAUUCUUCUAAGCACGCUCAAGCUCUGGCCGAGCUAGAUUCACCCGAUCCCGCUGUGCGUGUAAAAGCGUUGAGGUUUAUAAAAAAUAACAUCAUCGGGAACAAGACAAAGAAGGAUCUAUACAUUAGCCUAAACAUUAUUCCCAAGCUUGUCUCCUUUUUCAAAAACAAAGAGGGCAUUGACCCUCAAGUGCAAAUACAAGCCGCGAUCGUACUAGGAAGUUUUGCAUAUGGUGGUGAAAACAAUGUCGCCGAGUUAGCCAAACAUGGUGCCGUCAAACCUUUAUUGGAAUGCAUAUCCAUAAAGAAUGAUCCUCGACUAAUUGAAGCUGCCGCCCGGGCAUUGAAGGCCAUUUACAAGUGUCCUAAGGCCGACAAGAAUGAUAUAUUUCAGGAUGCGCACCUUCGGGAUCUCAUCAUCCUCCUUAACCCCGAUUCACUCAAUCCCAAAACAGACCGCGAGAAGAUCGCGUCCGUACACACAUCCGAGUUGGCCGCAACUAUAAUUGCGCGCUGCUGCGAGACCAAUGAACAACAAAUUCAAAUUGAAAGCGCCGGGGCUUUUCCGGCCUUGGUGAAAUUAUUGGUUUGUGGCUUUUCCAAGGCUCAGGAGGCUGCUCUGGAUGCCCUGGCUUACCUGUGUCGUGAAAAUUCGGAAUUUGGCAAGGCCAUUGUCGAAACAAAAUCCGAAACGAACGAUAGUCCCGUCAGAAUCAUGUUAAAUCUAAUCCGUGACAAGUCACCAACCAUGCAAUUGGUGUCAGCCAAAUGCUUAACCCACCUCAGUCGCGCAAACGCAAUCACGGAGUACUUUAACGAUAUCACAUUAACGGUGCUGCCGACAUUGGUAAAAUUGCUUGAUGAGAAGGGUCCGGUUCGCGAAGAAGCCCCGCAAGUCUUGGCUUAUUUGAUCCGCGAUAAUGAAGAAUUACAAAAGGCCGCUUGUGAUUCGGGGGCCAUCCUAAAACUGGCUGACUUUGUAACUCACGUUGCCGAUCAAGAAAAUUCUUAUUAUGAUCCCCUCGGCGACAGCGAUAAAUUGAAAGAGAAUGCUCUGAUGGCACUUGCGGCCAUAAGUUCGCUGACCGACGACGGGAGAAAGCUGCUCUUGUCGGAUGAAUCCACCGAUGUCCAGAAAACUGCGUGCGCCACUAUAUGCAACAUCGUGUUAGAAUUCUCACCGAUGAAAAGGAUAAUAAUUGAGCAGGGAGGAAUAGAAAAGUUGGUGGAGUUGGUUCAAUCUUCGGAUAACACGCUGAGACUCAAUGCCAUCUGGGCCCUAAAAAAUUUAGUCUAUAAUGCUGAGUCAGAGAUCAAAGAUUCAGUAAUGAAAGCACUAACAUAUCCAACACUGGAAACAUUAAUUAUGGAUCAAGAAGUUGAUAUACAAGAAAAGGCGUUGAAUCUAUUGAGGAAUUUAGCUUGUACAAAACCAUAUGAUAUUGAAGAGGUUUUUAAAGGAUUGGGCGAAAAUUGCUUGAUGGAUAUCAUUGAAAAUAAACUUUGUUCUUGGAAUGAAGAGAUCAUUAAACAGGGAGUGCCCACACCCCAUCGACUAAGAAGCUCCCCUGGACGCAUCCGAGAGUUGCGCCAGUUAGGCUUUGAGGAUAUGGUAAAAAGCAUGAUGAAUGAUGAGAAUUUGGAUGUGCGCGAAAAGGCCAAGACCGCGUUGUCACAAUUUUCUCAGGUGUAG
Acaulospora colombiana is the source of this 1695-nucleotide messenger RNA. NCBI's taxonomy places the organism in Eukaryota, Fungi, Glomeromycota, Glomeromycetes, Diversisporales, Acaulosporaceae. The record is from the annotation of a GenBank genome assembly.